This is a messenger RNA of Melanaphis sacchari, 1656 nucleotides long. RefSeq names its product aspartate aminotransferase, mitochondrial (gene Got2). The transcript is spliced from 2 exons. Gene Ontology annotation, biological process: biosynthetic process; L-aspartate catabolic process. Lineage: Eukaryota; Metazoa; Arthropoda; Insecta; Hemiptera; Aphididae. The record is from RefSeq and is a predicted model, not a curated record. Gene Ontology annotation, cellular component: mitochondrion. Gene Ontology annotation, molecular function: pyridoxal phosphate binding; L-aspartate:2-oxoglutarate transaminase activity. Bases 149 to 1423 code for a protein of 424 amino acids.
GAUCUGAAUUGUAUCCACGUCCCACAAACGGCACAAACACAAAUUAGUAAUUACGCUCAUUCUGAACUCUGAAGCAAGAAGCAAUAAACGUUCUUUACUUGAUACUAAAGUUACUUAACAUCUGAACAUUCUUAUAAACUCUAGAACCAUGUCAAUGUCAAAGUUUCAUCAAUUGUCUUCAUUUGUUUACAAACAACAGAAAAACUUACGUAUGAUGUCAACAUUGUGGUCAAAUGUUCAGCAAGGACCUCCAGAUGCUAUACUCGGUGUAACAGAAGCCUUCAAACGUGAUAAAAAUCCACAAAAAAUUAAUUUGGGCGCUGGUGCAUACAGGGAUGAUAAUGGUAAACCUUAUGUAUUGCCUAGUGUAGUUCAAGCUGAAAAUCUGUUGGCAAAAAAAAAUUUGGAUAAAGAAUAUGCUCCAAUAAGUGGCUUAUCUGAUUUUUGUAAUGAAGCUAUAAAAUUAGCAUUAUCUAAUGAAUCCCCUAUUAUUAGUGACAAACACUAUGCUUCAGUUCAAUCUAUAUCAGGAACGGGUGCUCUAAGAGUUGGUGCUGAAUUUCUUUCAAGAUAUGCUCCAUUGAAAACUAUUUGGGUACCUACUCCCACCUGGGGUAACCAUAAUCAGAUAUUUAAAUUUUCUGGAUUAGAAGUUAAAUCAUAUAGGUAUUAUGAUCCUAACACAUGUGGACUUGAUUUUGCUGGAAUGAUUCAGGACUUAUCUUCUGUUCCAUCGGGUUCAGUAGUUAUAUUACACGCAUGUGCUCAUAAUCCAACUGGUGUUGAUCCAAAACCAGAACAAUGGAAAGAAUUAUCCACAUUGUUCAAAAGUAAAGGUUUAUUCCCAUUUUUUGAUAUGGCUUAUCAAGGGUUUGCUUCAGGAAAUGUUGAUCAGGAUGCUUUUGCUGUUCGUUCAUUCUUAUCUGAUGGUCACCAGAUUGCUUUGGCUCAGUCAUUUUCUAAAAACAUGGGCCUGUAUGGAGAACGUGUAGGAUUGUUUUCAUUAACAACUUUGAAUAAAGAUGAAGCAGACCGUAUUGUAUCCCAAUUAAAGAUAAUUGUACGUGGUAUGUAUUCGAACCCACCAAUACAUGGAGCUAGGAUUGUGUCCGAAAUAUUAUCCAAUCCUCAGCUAAUGAACCAGUGGUUGGUUGAAGUGAAGGGCAUGGCAGAUAGAAUAAUAUCAGUCAGACAUCAAUUAAAAGACCUUUUAAGCAAGGAAGGCUCUAUAAAAAAUUGGGAUCAUAUAACAAAUCAGAUAGGAAUGUUCUGUUACACUGGACUCAGUAAAGAUCAGGUUAAAAAGUUAAUUGAUCAGCAUAGUGUAUAUUUAACAAAUGAUGGUCGCAUAUCGAUGGCUGGUGUUACUUCUAAAAAUGUUGGUUACUUAGCUAGUGCAAUGCAUAAAGUUACUUGUACUUAAUUAAAAAAAUAAAUAAUAUCUAUAGAUACAAUGGUAUGGUAAUCCAUAGAAAAUAUUACACCUACUUUCAUACUUUGUAAUCAUUGAUAUUAUAUUUUGUAAUUCUUUGUUUUACUUAAAUGUAUUUUAAUUCACAUUUUAUUUUAUAAACAUGCAUUAAAUAAUAAUACUACCUAUUGCAUAAUUUUUGUGUUAGGUUACUGUCAAAUAAAGUAUAAUUUUAUUGACUAUUA